Neurospora tetraspora is the source of this 2289-nucleotide messenger RNA. RefSeq lists its product as uncharacterized. The annotation marks the transcript as partial. Gene Ontology annotation, cellular component: site of polarized growth; cell surface; extracellular region. Lineage: Eukaryota; Fungi; Ascomycota; Sordariomycetes; Sordariales; Sordariaceae. The transcript is spliced from 3 exons. The record is from RefSeq and is a predicted model, not a curated record. Gene Ontology annotation, molecular function: osmosensor activity. Gene Ontology annotation, biological process: establishment of cell polarity; signal transduction involved in filamentous growth; osmosensory signaling pathway via Sho1 osmosensor.
UCGCUGACUGCUGCUUCUAUCUCCAGAUUACCCUCAUUUGGCUUAUUUGUCAAGUUCACUCGUUACGACUAUCUCCUGACAAUAUCUGUUGUUGCGGCCGCCCUAUUAGCGGCCUCGUAUGUGGCCGGCGAGCAUGUGGAGCACCCCAAGCCCAAGUUCUACUUCCCCAAACAUGUCAAGCGCCAGUAUGCCAACGCCACGAUAACAUCCAACGAUGCCCCUCUUUCCACCAUCGACACCUCGUCCGACACCUUGUCGCAGACGACCAAGAGGGAAACGACCAGCAACGACCAGAGCGAAAGCUUGUCGGACAUUCCCUUUGUCAAGUCGACUUCCUCUCGCCUCUUCACCUCGAGCGACGACUCGCAGUCGGAAUCCGAGUCGGACAAGUCUCGGGUCACGACGGUGGUGAUUGCGAGCACCAUUUACGUUUCGCCUUCCCAGCCCACGACAGUCAACUUGUCGACCGGCAGCACGGCCGUUCCCUCUGCCCCCGCUGUCGACACCGACUCUUCCAGUUCCGCCGAUAGCACUGCCGGCUCAUCUGACUCUACUAGCCAGGGUGCCACUAAAUUCCUUGAUUCCUCUAGCCCUGCUACUGACAACAGCUCAACCGACUCAACUGGAUCUACUACGGGAAGCAGCCCUGGCUCUACUACGGAGAGCAGCUCAUCUGGCUCUACUACCGAGGGUAGCUCCUCUGGCUCUACUACGGACAGUACUGGCUCGCCUAUCAUUGCCACCGACAGUGCCAGCUCUUCGGCUUCGGAUUCCGCUAGCGACAACACCAUCUUGCCCAGCUCCGGCGCCAAUGCUACCAGCUCUUCAGGCUCUGCCACCGACGCUGGUAGCUCGUCCAGCUCUGUCGCAGAGACUGCUAGCUCAUCUAACCCUGCCACCGAUAGUACCAGCUCUUCGGCUUCUGCUACUGACAGCGCUACCUUGCCUGGCUCUGUGAAAGUUGUCAACACCACCAGCUCGGCCAUCUCUGCCACCGACGCUGGUAGCUCGUCCAGCUCUGUCGCAGAGACUGCUAGCUCAUCUAACCCUGCCACCGAUAGUGCCAGCUCUUCGGCUUCUGCUACUGACAGCGCUACCUCGCCUGGCUCUGUCGCCAACACCACCAGCUCGGCCAUCUCUGCUACCGACGUCGCUAGCUUCUCGGCUUCUGCUACCGAUGUUGCCAGCUCACCGGCCGCGUCGACUGAUGCAUCUGGCUCCUUGACUUCGUCCAGCGCUUUACCUGCCGUCUCGUCGGGAGUCAUUUCUAACACGACUAGUCCCGACUCGUCUAGCUCUUUGCAGGUUCUUGCUCCUCCGACCACCACCGCUGAGCCUACUUCCACGGCCGAGGCUUCCACCGUCGAGACCGUAAGCACCGAGACAGCCACCGAUGGAAGCGCUUCCACGGGUUUGUUCCCGCCUAUCAUCAUCCUUCCUUCGAUCCGGACGACCUCGACUUCUGCGGCCGAUAUCGGUUUCAACUAUGGAUUCAACUACCCAUUCGUGGCCAAGAAUAACAACGCUGCGGCGCAGAUCUUCCGUCUUCUCCCUGAGGCGCUGGCGUUUGCUUCGUCCAUUGAGUCCCACAGAGUAAGAGUCACGAAGCUGAUGCCCAUGAACACGGUGAACACCCUGGGUUACUGGACCACUCUUGCUGUCGUAUCAUACCCGCAGGCGUAUGUUGAGAGCCUUCGACUGGAUGUUAAACUCGCCAGCUCUCCGCUUUACAACAACCCUACCCCGCUGGUUUACAAUUUGACAAUGCAGAUCAAUCCUGCCAUCGACAUCAUCCUUGGCUCGACCCUCAGUGGCGAAGGCUCAGGCGGCGACAGUGGAAGUAACCCAUCCAACGCCGGUAACAACGGCAACGCGGAUCCGUUUACGAACAACAAUAACGGCAACCAGACCUCUCAGCAGCGGGGAACCACGGCGGGUAUUGUGGGCGGUGCUGUUGCCGUCGCUGCUGCGUAUGGCGCGGCCAUGUUCGUGAUUGCCAGGAGGUACAAGAGGAAGAAGCAGGCGCACAGACGGGCGAGCUCCAUCAGCGGAAGCCCGUCGGACAUGCAGCAGAUGGGCGGGGGCAGCCCGGCUCUAAUGGGCGGUGCUCUCCUUAGUAGGGAUUUCACCGGCUAUGGAGGAGUGGCUGGCGGCGCGGCGGCGGCCGGCGCCGGUGCGCCUGGUGGACGGGACAGCCAUGGCAGCGGAAGGAGCGGGAUGGGUCUCUCUUCUCGGACCGCCUACAUCUCGGCCCCGGUUGCCGCGGAAAACUCCCUCGGGUGGAACUAA